Molecule: messenger RNA, 23179 nt
Organism: Gavialis gangeticus (Gharial)
Lineage: Eukaryota; Metazoa; Chordata; Crocodylia; Gavialidae
Gene: MACF1
Product: microtubule-actin crosslinking factor 1
Exons: 101
Coding region: 33-22493 (7486 amino acids)
Biological process (GO): wound healing; intermediate filament bundle assembly; regulation of focal adhesion assembly
Cellular component (GO): keratin filament; actin cytoskeleton; cytoplasm
Molecular function (GO): calcium ion binding; microtubule binding; structural molecule activity
Source: RefSeq, a predicted model, not a curated record
GACGGCGGCCUGCGGGUGGGGGCUAGGUGACGAUGCCACUCUUGGACGGGGCCUUUCUGCCGCCCGCGGUCUUCAUCUUGAGUCAUGUUCUGGGCAUCGCCGGCAUCUUGUACUGGAAGAGGAGGACGAGAACAGAUGAACGGGAUCGAGUCCAGAAGAAAACCUUCACUAAGUGGGUCAAUAAGCACCUGAUGAAGGUGCGCAAGCACAUCAACGACCUGUAUGAGGACCUGCGAGAUGGCCACAACCUGAUCUCUCUGCUGGAGGUCCUGUCGGGUGUGAAACUGCCACGUGAGAAGGGCCGGAUGCGUUUCCACCGGCUGCAGAAUGUGCAGAUUGCCCUGGACUUCCUGAAACAGCGACAGGUGAAGCUGGUGAACAUUCGCAACGAUGACAUUACAGAUGGCAAUCCCAAGCUCACCCUGGGGCUCAUAUGGACGAUUAUCCUCCACUUCCAGAUCUCCGACAUCUACAUCAGUGGAGAGUCAGGGGAUAUGUCUGCGAAAGAGAAGCUGCUUCUCUGGACACAGAAGGUGACAGCGGGCUACAUCGGAGUAAAAUGCACCAACUUCUCUUCGUGCUGGAGCGAUGGGAAGAUGUUCAAUGCUCUCAUCCACAGAUACAGGCCGGAUCUGGUGGACAUGGAGAGGGUGCAGAUCCAGAGUAGCAGGGAGAACCUGGAACAGGCCUUUGAGAUUGCAGAGAGGCUGGGAGUCACCCGGCUGCUGGAUGCUGAAGAUGUGGAUGUCCCGUCGCCCGAUGAGAAGUCUGUGAUCACUUAUGUGUCUUCAAUCUAUGAUGCCUUUCCCAAGGUCCCCGAAGGCGGAGAAGGGAUCAGCGCUGUUGAAGUGGAUUCCAGGUGGCUGGAGUACCAGAACCGUGUGGAUUCCCUCCUCUCGUGGAUCAAGCAGCACACGAUAUUGAUGUCCGACAAGUCCUUCCCCCAGAACCCUGUAGAAUUAAAGGCACUUUAUAACCAGUAUAUACACUUCAAAGAAACGGAGAUCCCGGCAAAAGAACAAGAGAAAGGGCAGAUAGAGGAGCUGUAUAAGCUACUUGAGGUAUGGAUUGAAUUUGGCCGCAUCAAGUUGCCCCAGGGCUACCACCCCAAUGACGUGGAGGAAGAGUGGGGCAAGCUGAUCAUAGAGAUGCUGGAGCGUGAGAAGUCUCUGCGGCCGGCAGUGGAGAGGCUGGAAUUGCUGCUACAAAUCGCUAACAAGAUUCAGAACGGUGCUCUGAGCUGUGAAGAAAAGCUCACUCUGGCAAAGAACACGCUGCAAGCUGAUGCCGCUCACCUGGAGUCCGGUCAGCCAGUGCAGUAUGAGUCCGAUGUUGUCAUGUACCUGCAGGAGUGUGAAGGGCUUAUCCAUCAUCUGCAGGUGGACUUACAGAUCCUGCGAGAUGAGAGUUACUACCAGCUGGAAGAACUGGUCUUCAGGAUCAUACGUUUGCAAGACGAGCUGGUCACCCUGCGGCUGGAAUGUACUAACCUAUACAGGAAGGGCCAUUUCUCGUCACUGGAUCUAGUGCAGUCCUCCACCCUGAGCACAACGCACUUGAAGGCAGAGUCCUUGACGAAGGGAAUGCACACGUCUUCUGCCUCCUGGUUCCGGAAGCCCAUGACCCGCACAGAGCUGGUAGCCAUCUCCUCUUCUGAGGAUGAAGGCAACCUCCGAUUUGUAUAUGAGCUGCUGUCUUGGGUGGAAGAGAUGCAGAUGAGGCUGGAGCGAGAGGAGUGGGGGAGUGACCUGCCCAGCGUGGAAUCUCAGCUGGACACCCAGCGGCACGUCCACACCAGCGUGGAGGACCUGGGCUCCAGCGUGAAGGAGGCUCGGCUGUAUGAGGGUAAAAUGUCCCAGAAUUUCCGCACCAGCUACACGGAAACACUCGGCAAGCUGGAGACGCAGUACUGCAAGCUGAUGGAAACGUCAAGCUUCCGACUGCGGCAUCUCCAGAGUCUGUACGGGUUUGUGUCUCGAGCCACAGCUGAGCUCAUCUGGCUGAAUGAAAAGGAGGAAGAUGAGCUGGCCUACGACUGGAGUGACAAUAACUCCAACAUUGCAGCCAAAAGAAAUUACUUCUCGGAGCUGACGAUGGAACUGGAAGAGAAGCAGGAUGUGUUUCGGUCUCUGCAAGACACAGCUGAGCUGCUGUCCCUAGAGAAUCACCCGGCCAAACAAACUGUUGAGGCAUACAGUGCGGCUGUCCAGUCCCAAUGGCAGUGGAUCAAACAGCUCUGCUUGUGUGUGGAACAGCACGUGAAGGAGAACGCUGCUUACUUUCAGUUCUUCAGUGAUGCCCGGGAGUCGGAGACGUACUUAAGGAACCUCCAGGACUCCAUCAAACGGAAGUAUUCUUGUGACCGUAACACCAGCCUGACCCGACUGGAGGACCUGCUCCAGGAUUCCAUGGAUGAAAAGGAGCAGCUCAUUCAGUCGAAGAGCUCCGUUGCCAGCUUGGUGGGGCGGUCCAAAACCAUUGUUCAGCUGAAGCCGAGAAACCCGGACCACGUUCUGAGGAGCACCAUCCCCAUCAAGGCUAUCUGUGACUAUCGCCAGAUUGAGAUCACGAUCUGCAAGAAUGACGAGUGCGUGCUGGAAGAUAACUCCCAGAGGACCAAAUGGAAGGUGAUCAGCCCCACUGGAAAUGAAGCCAUGGUGCCAUCCGUGUGCUUCCUCAUCCCUCCUCCGAACAAAGAGGCCAUCGACAUUGCCAACAGGGUGGAGCAGCUGUACCAGAAAGUGAUGGCCCUCUGGCACCAGCUCCACGUGAACACAAAGAGCCUGAUCUCCUGGAACUACUUGCGGAAGGACUUGACCUUGGUGCAAGGCUGGAACACGGAGAAGCUCAGGUCCUUGGCUCAAGGAGAGUGCCAGCAAGCCAUGAAGAGCCUCCAGACUCACUAUGAAGACUUCCUGCAGGACAGUUGUGACUCUGAGCUCUUCUCGGUGGCUGAUCGGUUGCACCUGGAAGAGGAAGUGGACUCCUGUAAGGAACAUUUCCAACAGCUUCUGGAGUCCAUGGAGAACGAGGACAAAGAUGAGACGGUUGCCAGGAUGUAUCUCUCGGAGCUCAAGAACAUUCGCCUGCACCUGGAAGAGUGUGAGCAGAGACUAGUGAACCGAAUCCAGACCCCGGCCAGCACCAGAGCAGAUGGUGACGCUAUUCAGGAGAACACCUUCCGCGUUGCAGAGCAAGAGCGCAUGCAGGAGGAUUUGCAGCGGCUGAAAUGUGACUUGCAGCAAGUCUCUGAGCGGUGCAAGAGUUUCCUGGACAAGUCUCCAACGGGGUCCAGCAUACCGCACCUGCGUUCUGAACUCAGCCUGCUGGUAGAUAAGAUGGAUCACAUGUGUGGGCUUUCUUUCAUCUACCUGGACAAGCUAAAGAUGGUUGAUUUGAUUGUUCGGGAUACCCAGGGAGCAGAGUCACUGGUCAAGGGGUAUGAGGUUAAACUGAGCCAGGAGGAGGCAGUCCCAGCAGAUCUAGCUGCCAUUCAGUCUCACAGAGCUACGUUAAAGCAAUGGCUCAGUGAAGUGAAGGACAAGAGCUCUGUGUUCUCCACGUUGGAAGAGGACAUCGCCAAGGCGAAGACUGUGGGAGAAGAGCUAUACCGGAUGAAGCAAGAGCGCAGCCUUGACCUAGAGCGCUACCAGGAGAAGGGGAGCCAGCUGUGGGAUCGCUGGCAGAGAGCUUGCUCUCAGAUCGAGACCCGCCAUACAGAGCUGGAGAGCAUCCAGGAGGUGCUGAGUGAUUACCGCGAGUGUCACGGGGCGCUCGUCCAGUGGAUCGAGGAGACCACUGCCCAGCAGGAGUUGAUGAAACCGGGGCAGGCGGAAGAUAGCAGAGUGCUGUCCGAGCAGCUGAGCCAGCAGACGGCUUUGGUUGCAGAAAUCGAGAGAAAUCAAGCCAAACUGGACCAGUGUCAGAAAUUCUCACAGCAGUACUCGGCUGCUGUCAAGGACUACGAGCUGCAGCUCAUGACAUACAGGGCAUUUGUUGAAUCGCAGCAGAAGUCUCCUGUGAAACGCAGACGCAUGCUGUCGUCUUCAGAUGCCAUCACGCAAGAGUUCAUGGAUUUACGGACUCGCUAUACGGCUCUGGUGACACUAACAACCCAGCACGUGAAGUACAUCAGUGAUGCUCUCCGGCGGCUGGAGGAGGAGGAAAAAGUAGUCGAGGAAGAAAAACAGGAGCACGUGGACAAGGUGAAAGAACUCCUGGCCUGGGUUUCUGGUUUGAAGCAGAGCACGCAAGUCAAGGCCGUCUCACCCAAGGGCAAAGAGCUGGGAGACAUUGAGAAAUCCAUCUCUGAGCAGCAGGCACUUAAUGAAGAACUAGCUACAAAAAAGGAGCAAGUCUCUGAGGCCAUCAAAACUGCCCAGAUUUUCCUAGCCAAACAUGGCCACAAGCUUUCUGACUAUGAGAAGGAGCAGAUUUCUACCCAACUCAGUGCUCUAAAGGAGACCUACCAGCAGCUCUGCAAUGACUCCACAGAACAGCUCCAACAACUUCAGAGCCAGCUGGCUCAGGAGACUGAGAACAAGGGGACUGAAACAGUCGCAGGAGUGAUAGACCUUGGCACAGUGGAGAUAUUCCCUGUCUUUGGUGCAAUGCAGAAAGGUCUCAUAGACCAGGACACGGGUCUUGUACUGCUGGAAGCUCAGCUUAUCAUGUCUGGCUUGGUUGUUCCUGAGACCAGCGAGAAACUCUCUUUGGCAGAAAGCCUGGCAAGAAACAUUGUUGAUGACAGGAUGCUCCAACGGUUGCAGGAGCUGCAGGAGGCCCUUCAUUUGAUAGAUCAAAUGAGCUUUGAAAGAAAACAGCUUCUGCCUGUUGUUGCUGCGAUAGAGGAGCGGAAAAUUAGUGAGAGCAUUGGCCUGAAGAUAUUAGAAGUUCACCUUGUCACGGGCGGUUUUAUAGACCCUUCAAGUCAGGACAGAAUUAGCAUGGAGAAGGCUCUUCAGAAAGGCCUCAUUACCACUCAGACUCACUCAAAACUGGUAUCUCGUCUAAGAUCAGCCAGGGACGUGAUCGACCCCAACACUGCCGAGAAAAUCAGCCUGACAGAGCUAAUGCAGAGAUGCAUCGUUCACCAGGAGACUGGCCUCCGGUUGCUCCCUGUCAAGCAGCUGGCAGGUGGGAUGGUGAGCCUGAAAUCAGGCAGGAAAGUUAGCAUCUUCCGUGCCGUCCAGGAAGGCUUAAUUGAUAGGGAGGUAACUGUGAGGUUAUUGGAAGCCCAGCUGUUUGCUGGUGGCAUUGCAGAUCCCAAGACAGGGCACAGGCUGACAGUGGAUGAGGCGGUCAGACAUUAUUUGAUUGAUCAGGAUAUGGCAUGUGCGCUCUUAAUCCGACAAGUGCAGACAGGUGGCAUCAUAGACACCAUCACAGGAGAGAGAUUGACCAUCGAUGAGGCAGUCAAGAAGGAUUUAGUAGCCUCCAGGAUUGCCCUGGUGAUCCUGGAAUCCCUUUGGUCCUUUAUGGGGCUGCUGUGGCCUGAGUCGGGUGAGAUCCUGCCUGUUGCAGAUGCCCUGGAACAAGGCCUCCUGUCUACAGACUUGGCAUGUAAAGUUCUCAACAAGAGACGGUUCAUCCAGGCUCUUUUCGUUCCGGAAACCACCGAGAUCUUGUCCUGGAAGAAGGCAGUGGAGCAGGGCGUCUUGGAGGGAGAGGUUGCGAAAAGGUUAAAAUCAAUUGCUAUACCGGAUGUGAUGCCCAGCAUGCAGCUGGCAGGCUCUCCAGCUAGAAGCAAACUCAGCCUGAGCUCUGCAGGAAGAAGCCCUCCAGGUCAGGAAGAGCAAAGUGACUCCCUGCCAAGGAGCGAAGAUGAAAGGCUGAUGGUCCAUUUGAUGACCCACAGCUAUAUCAACAUCCACAAUGGCCACAAACUGCUCUUAGUAGAUGAGAAAUUAAAUGAUUUAACUAAAGCCUUUUUACAGGCACAAGAAAAUGGAUCAAAUGCUGACUUGGUGGAAGGGAGAGAAGAGAGUUAUGAACUCAAAGUUCUUGAGGAGGUAAAAGUCACGGGGAGUGCGUUUCCUGAAAGGGAGCCCGGUAACGAUUUGGCUUUAAAACAACUUGAAAUUCAAGUUGCCCCUUCAACAGAAGAGUGUAAAGAGCCCUCGCCACCAAAACCUUUUCCCGAGAGCAGGAAGGCGCAGAGAGCAACUGGAGGUGCUCCGCUGGAAGAUGAAGUAAAAGCAUUGAUUAUGAAGGAUCAGGGGAAGACUGUAAAGCCUGUUUCCAUUAAGAGCCAAAUUGAUAGUGAACUGGGAAAGGAACAAAGACUGGCAACAACCAAGCCUGAAAGCCUGUUCGAAUCGUCAAGGCAAGAAUCUGUUCGUGACCCCGGUGGGAUUAGCUCGGAGACGAAGCCUGGAGAACCAGAGGAAAUGCUGGUGGAAGCAGAAAAAGCUCCUGGGGUUCCUGUACUUCCAGUAGAUGAAGCGAGGAGUUUGAAACAUGGAGACAGAGCACCUGAACCUGCAAUGGGUGGUGUGAAAGAAGAAACCUGUAUUUCUGUGGCCCUACCGGAAAACCUAGAGAAACCAGAAAUCGUAGAAGAGGGAAUUCCAGGAAGGCGGGAAGCGGAAGUGGAGUCGGAAGAAACUGAGGAAGUCCGUUUGUUCCAGAAGGAAGAAAUUGGGAGCAGAUCAGUGGAAGGAGAGGAGAUGAAGCCUCCUAAAACUGGGCAGGAGGAAAUGGAAGAAAGGCAAUCAGAAAAAGCCCAGAGUGCAAAAGCGUUGGAAGUAGAAAAACAGGCGAUGAAAGAAGUAUCAGUUGGUUACGGUAUUGAUGAACCGUCCUUGCUAAUCCAGCAUCCUGGGGAACGGGAAGGAGACAACACUCUGAAAAUGCUCGUGGCGCAACUCCGAGGCGGUGGCAUACUUCACGAGCAGACAGGCAAGACUCUUCUCCUGAACGAAGCAGUAGCCUGCGGUGUGGUGCCCAGCCACACAGCUGUUAAAGUGAUGGAGGAAAUGAAAAUGUUCAAUGGCUUCUUUGACUCCCAAACCUGUGAAUCGUUGACCACCGAUGAAGUCAUUAAUGAAGGUCUGAUGGAUGAGAAGCUCCUGCAGAAGGUGCUGGCCUGUGAUAAAGCCAUCAGUGGUGUUCUUGACCCAUGUAACAAUGCCAUCUACUCAGUCAAGGAUGCCGCGGAGAUUGGCCUUUUGGACAAGGAAACAGCAGCGAGGAUUUUGGAAGGACAAGUGGUGACUGGAGGAAUUGUUGAUUUGAAACGUGACAAAAAAAUAUCGGUCACUUUGGCUUCAAACCUUGGCUUGAUAGAGCCCUCUGGUCAAGAAGAUCUUAUAAAGUUGGAGAAAGCGUCUAAAGGAAAAGGCACUGAUGAGACAGCAAGACAAAAGCUGGUUGGCUUACAAGCUGAAACGAGUGGAAUUACGGAUCCUAAAACCAAACAGCCUUUGACCAUUGUCCAGUCGGUCGAGAGAGGUUUGCUCGACAAGGAGAAAGCCCGUCAGCUCUUGACCAAACAGAUAGCUGAUGGUGGAAUUAUUCAUCACGCGUCUGGAAUGAGACUGUCUGUCAGUAAUGCAAUGCAACAUGGAUUAAUUGAUCGAGACUUGUGUACAGAGCUCUUGAAGGCUGAAAGUGUGUGUCUGCAUUGCUACGUUCACCCAGAAACCAAGGAACGUGUAUCUUUACGUCAGGCAGUGUCAUCAGGGCUGGCUAACCCAGAGCUUCAAAGUAAAGUACAAGAAAUACAGGCUUUGAGUGGAAGUGUUUUUGAUCCUGUCUCUGGUGGGAGGUUGACUUUGUCCCAGGCUGUCAAGGAAGGGUUGCUGCCUGAGCCAGUGGUGGAAAAAGCCAUGGCGUCAUCUGAAAUGAGACACGGGAUUGUAGAUCCCGAGACGUGCAUGCUCGUCCCCUACUCCGAACUGAUAAAGAAAUGCAAAAUUGACAUCGAAUCUGGACAGAGGUAUCUGGAAAUUCAUCCCUUCCGAGCAAUGAAGGACGAGGUGACUGGGCGCAUGCUCACAUGUGCCCAGGCAGUAAAGCUGGGGAAAGCGGACCUCCUGCCCACUUUGAGAGUCCUGCAGGCUCAAGCGGACACUGGUGGGAUCGUGAAAGUCGAUAAUGGUGACAGACUCUCUCUGAAGUCUGCAUUGGAACGAGGCCUGGUGGAUGUGGAAAUGGCGAGAAUCAUUGCAUCCCGCCAAGUGAAGACGGGAGGAAUUGUCGACCCCGACAGCGGAGAGAGGUUAACUCUAAAGGAGGCUGUUGAGAGAGGGUUGAUCAGCCAAGAGCUAACUGCUGCUAUUGAAGAGGCUGUUGGCCUGCCCAGUGACAAGUCUGCUCCUGGAGGGCUGGGCGAAGGCCGUCCCCAGAAGGUAGCGGAGAACAUAGCUGCCAGAGAGGAAAGGCUGGCUCCCUAUGGUCAUGAGAAGUCUGUUGAACACACAGCUGGGUCUGAAGUAAUGGACUACAAGUCAGUUGGAGACAAGACUGAUGUUGCUUCUGAAAAAUCACGAAAGACGUCACAUGCAGCAGUAGAGGAACUGCUGAAACCACUUCUCCUUGAAACUUCAGAGCGCCCUGUGAUCGAUCCACCCCAAGGCAAGGCUGCCACGGUCCCUGAGCCUCCCUCCAUGUUAGACGUAGCACGCCCAACUCCACAAGUGGCUGCGGCAAAGAUGCAGAAAAAAGGGGUUAGAAAAAGCAAAGCACGGGCUAAAAAACCUCUGAACGAGGACUUGGUGGGGAGCAUAGUAGCAGCUCAGGAGCCAGAAGAAAGAGAGGGGCUGGGGGUAGCGGGAGAGCAGUGGUUUGCUGACAAAACGGGGCCUCAAAGCAGCAGGGACAAAGACAAGAUGGAGAAAGCUGGGGUACAGGAAGAGCAGGUGGCGGCAGCGGUUGUUUCCGAAGGAAGCCAGAGGACAGUGAGGGUAGAAGAAGCAAUGGACAGAUCAGGAGCGGUAGAGACAGGGCCAAAGGAGUCCAUCUGGUUGGAUCAAGGCAGGGAAGAAAAGGCUCGCACAAAAUCCAACGAACCCUUGAAGACUGCAGUUCACGAGAAACGCACGGAAAACAGACUGGGGGACAAGGUCGCAGGGAAGCAUCCUGAAACUCGGCCCCAGACCCCGGUUGCAGAAAGUCUUGGUGGUCCCAAAAAGUUGAGUGGAGCUGAUCUAAAACUAACGGAAAAAAAGAAAACCAAGAAAAAGAAGGCAGGGCAGGGCGGUGUCCCAGAAGAAGCCACGCUGCUGGAGAAAUCGUCCGAGGAGAAAAGGGCCUUUCCUACCCCGGAGGCCAAAGAAACGUUGCUGAGAACGAUUGAGGAGGAGCUGAUCUCAAGUGCUCAGGAACCAAAGCGCAAAACUCCCACCGAGGAAUUAGCUGGCGGGUUGCUUGGGGAUGUGGCUGAACAAAAGCAAACUGAGAUCAGUGAGGAGCAGAUGGCUGAAAAAGAAGGUAAGCUGAUUGCCUUGGGAGCUAAAGACCACAUUGUGGAGGAUGAGCAAAUGACCAUUACCCCAGAAAGCGUCACGCCCCAGCAGACAAGCAGAGAGAUCAGAAAUGGUCUGGGUUUCUUUGCGGCAGUUCAGCCACAGGAAAGGAUGUCCCGAGAAAUGAUCGGACAGGAAGUCAAAGAUGAGUUCUCUCCGACGACCUUUUUAGCAGAGAAAAGGCCAGUUGCCUUGCGGACCAGAGGGGAUCAUGAGUCCUCUGUGGCCCUUGGACUAGAGGAGCAGGCAUUGCACGAAAUGACUCUAGAGUUCACCGGCGGUGAAGAAGCCUCCUCCGCAGCCCUUCAACCAGAAAGCGAAGAGCUCCAUGAGAUAACCGGAGAGGACAGCCACGCAGCUCAGCAGUUGUGCGUGACUACGACAGAUGGGGAGAGACUGCAAGAAACUUCAAAGGAAUCCACAAAACCAGCCAAGACUGUGGUCAGCAAAAAGCAGUGUCUGGAGCACGAUGAGAAGCUGGUCUCUUAUCUCUCUAUGCUCCGAGAUAUCGAGAUGAGAAUUAAGCAUGUUCAGCCCACUGGACAGACUUUGGCAGCAUUGCAAGACCUGCUGCGUCAGGCCGAGGUCCUGGACACAGAACUGAAGGAGCUGUGCUCUCCAGUGAAUCGGGAGUUGGACUCAGUGAAGUGGAUCAUGGCCAAUCCACCCCAAGAGGUCCCUGAACAAUUACUGAAAGCUUUGGAGAAAGACGCCAAGAACCUUCAGAAGUCUUUGAGCUCGGCGAGUGAUGUCCUGGACUCCCGGUUGCUAAAUCUCCGCAGCACAGCGCAAGCUGAAAAGGCUAAGAUCCUAACGCAGUGUGAAAAGCUCCAGGGCAAACUGCAAGAGCUGCUGAGCUGGGUCUGCGAUACCACGCGAGUGCUGGACAGCAGCGAUUAUCACAACGCAAGGGAUGCUAACGGCUUGAACCGCAGCCUUCAACAUUACACGGAGUUAAAACAGCCCCUUGCUGACAAUAAAUCUCAGCUGGAUGCCAUCGCGUUCGACAUCCAGUUCUUUAUCUCCGAGCAUGCUCAGGACUUGACACCGCAGCAAAGCCGGCAGCUGCUGAGACUGCUCAAUGAGCUGCAGAAGGCUUUCCGGGAGCUGUCGGAGCGUGUGGCAGCUCAGGUGGAGGUCCUGCAGGUCUGUCUCCGUCAAGUGGAGCAGACAGAUCAGACACUCCAGGAACAGCAAGCCAUGCGCAGCAGGAAGCUGGAGGAGGUCUGCACCUGGCUAGGGCAGGCUGAGACCACGCUAGCAGAUGAGCAGAGAGCAGCCAGCAAAGGGGACCUGCCCACACUGAAACAGAGACAAAGUGACAUUAAGGCCCUGCAGAGGGACAUGCAGACUCGGGCUGCCUCUUUUGCCAGCGUCCUGAAAGCAACAGAAGAAUUUUUAGAGGAGAAUAGGACUAAGAUGAACCCCAAGGAGCUGGCAGCCUUGCAAGAGAGGCUCCAUCAUGCAAAGAAGCAAUACCAGUCUCUGCAGGAGAGGACCGAGGUGGCCCAGAAGGAGCUGGAGAGUGCUGUGACAGCAGCUGUGCAGCAGGAGACCGAGAAGGUGAAAGCUGCCAAGGAACUGGAGGAGAGCAGGAGCAAGAUUGAGUCACUUCUAAAUUGGGUAGGAUCGUUAGAACAGGCUGGAGGGCUCUCCGAGCAGAAACGCCCCUCUCUGGGACAAAUGCCAGGAAAACAAGUGGGGAAAAGCUCCUGGGAUCUUCCUGAUGGUCACCUGGUGGAUAUGAACAGAGCUGCAGAGACCCUCGAGCAGCAGUACGACAGGCUGAAGACACGCCACCAGGAGCUGCUGUCCCAGCAGCAGGAUGUCAUCCUAGCAACCCAGUCAGCGCAGGCCUUCCUGGACAAACAGGGCCACAACUUAAAGCCAGAGGAGAGAGACCGGCUCCAGGGCAGGCUGGAGGAGUUGAAGGAGCAGUAUGCUGCUUCCCUGUCGCAGUCGGAGCUGCAGCUGAAGCAAGUGCAGGUGCUGCGGGAUGAGCUGCAGAAAUUCCUGCGGGACCAUGGGGAGUUUGAGGCCUGGCUGGUGCAGGCUGAGCAGGAGCUGGAGAGGAUGCAUCAUGGGGACAGCGACCCCCAGGCGCUCAGGCCGAUGCUGCUUCGCCAGGGGAGCUUCUCGGAGGAUGUCAUCUCGCACAAAGGGGAUCUGCGGUUUGUCACCAUGUCUGGGCAGAAGGUGCUGGAUGCUGGGAGGGCAGCUGCUGCCGAGGGAGGGCCCGAGCCCUUAGGAACAGGGAGCUUGGUCAAAAGCAAGCUGGAUGAUGCCACGCAGAGAUACACGACUCUCCACACCAAGUGCACCAAGCUCGGCUCACAUCUGAACACCUUGCUGGACCACUACCAGCAGUUCCAGGAGGUGGCAGAUGCUCUCCAGACCUGGUUGCAGGACAGUGACGUGGCGGUGGCGAAACUCCUCUCGGAGCCGGUCUCCUCAGACCCAGCGGUUCUGCAGAAGCAGCUUGCCAGUGCUAGACUCCUGCAGGGAGAUCUAGCCGAACAUCAAGUGCCAGUGGAGAAGCUGCAGAAAGCAUCCCGUUCCUUGCUGGAAAUACAAGGCGAGCCGGCUCCUGACCACAAGCGAGUUCAGGAAACCACAGAGUCCAUUGUGAGCCACUUCCAGCGCCUUUCCCAGCAGAUGGCAGAGCGUGCAGACCUGCUGCAGAAGGCCAUCGCCCAGUCCCAGAGUGUCCAGGAGGGGCUGGACAAUAUGCUGCAGUCCAUGGCUGAGAUCGAGAGGAGCAUGGGAGUGGAGCAGCCAGCUUCUCUCUCGUCUCUCUCCAUCCAGGAGUCACUUGCCACAAAUGCGAAGUUGAAGCAAGACAUUGCUAGGCAGAAGAGCAGCCUCAAAGCCACUCGAGAAAUGGUGACUCGGUUCAUGGAGACAGCAGACAGUGCCACAGCCUCUGCCCUGCAGGACAAGUUGGCAGAGGUGACAGAGCAUUUCAACAGGCUGUGCCGGCAGCAGCAGGAGAAGGAGAACAUGCUGAAGGACCUUCUCCCCAAGGUGGAGCAGUACGAGCAGCUCUCUGAGAAGCUGCAGCAGUUCACGGAGAGCAGAGCCCGGCUGCUGGCUUCUGGGAACCAGCCAGACCACGACAUUGCUCACUUCUCCCAGCACAUCCAGGAGCUGAAUGUAGAGAUGAGGCAGCACCGAGAGGACCUGGAUACCUUGGAGCACCUGGCUGCAGAGCUGAACUCUCAGGGCUUCCCAGCCAGCUCCUCCCAGAUGCAGGAGAUGGUGCAGAGCCUGAAGAGGGAUUUCACGCAGCUCCAGAAGGUAGCAAAGGAAAGAGAAAAGGAUGCGUCAUCCUGCCAGGAGCAAUUGGAUGAAUUCCGAAAGUUGGUUGGUGUGGUGAGGAAGUGGCUGAAAGACAGUGAAGGGAACGUGCCAUCGGCAGAGACCUCCCUGGGCACCCAGGAGCUGGACAAGCGCAUGCAGCAGAUCCAGGCUCUUCUGGAAGAAUGGGCAGGGAAGAGCGCCCAGGUGGAGGAAAUCAAUCGCAAAGGAACAGCCUUGGAGAACCUGAUCGUCGAGAUUACAGCCCCCGAUGCCCAGGCAAAGACAGGUUCUGGGCUGCCGGCUGUAGGAGGGUCUGUAGGCAGUGUGAACGGAUACCACACUUGCAAAGAUUUAACUGAGAUUCAGUGCGACAUGUCAGAUGUGAACCAGCAGUAUGAGGGCCUUGGGAUGGCGUUGCGGGGACGGCAAGAGCAGCUGUCGGCCAUGCGGGAGAAGAUGCGGGAAGUCCAAGAGGAAGCAAGCUCCAUGCUGAAGUGGCUGGAGUCAAAGGAACGGACCCUGUCUGAGCUGGAAGCGUCCACCUCGCCUACCAAAACAGAGACCGUGCGGGCACAGGCUGAGCACAACAAGGCAUUCCUGGCUGAGCUGGAACAGAAUUCAGGGAAAAUCCAGAAGGUGAAGGAGGCACUUUCUGAUUUGCUGGAGAAGUACCCUGAUUCUCCAGAAGCAGGAAGCUGGAAGAAGAUGCAGGAGGAUCUUAGUUGCAGGUGGGAAAAAGCCAAUCAAGUAACAGCCGAGCGCCAGCAGAAGCUGGAGGAAUCGGCAAAUCAGCUAGCGAGCUUCCAGGCAGCCGAAGCCCAGCUGCGCCCGUGGCUGAUGGAGAAGGAGCUAAUGAUGAGUGUGCUGGGACCCCUGUCCAUUGAUCCCAACAUGCUGAAUGCACAAAAGCAGCAGGUCCAGUUUAUGCUGAAGGAAUUUGAAGCUCGCAGACAGCAGCAUGAGCAGCUGAAUCAGGCAGCCCAGGGAAUACUAACGGGCCCUGGAGACCUUUCUCCAUCUGCAAGCCAGGUGCGGGAGGAGCUCCAAGGGGUCAAUCGGAAAUGGUCUGAGCUAACUGAGCAACUCAACUCCCGUUCCAGCCAAAUUGACCAAGCCAUAGUCAAGAGCACCCAGUACCAAGAGCUGUUGCAGGGCUUGUCGGAAAAGGUAAAGGCAGUUGGGCAGCGACUGAGUAGCCAGUCCGCCAUCAGCACCCAGCCAGAUGCAGUGAAGCAGCAACUGGAGGAGACGAGUGAGAUCCGGUCCGACCUGGAGCAGUUGGAAGAGGAGAUUGCAGAAGCGCAGACCCUCUGUGAUGAGCUGUCAGUCCUGAUCGGGGAGCAGUACCUCAAGGACGAGCUGAGGAAGCGUCUGGAGACGGUGGCCCUUCCUCUCAAAGGGCUCGAAGACCUGGCAGCCGACCGGAUGAAUCGACUGCAGACUGCGCUCGCGAGCUCCCAGCAGUUCCAGCACAUGUUUGACGAGCUCAGGACCUGGCUGGAUGACAAAUUGUGCCAGCAAGCACAGAGCCGGCCGAUUUCUGCUAAACUAGAGAAGCUUCAGGGUCAAAUCCAGGAGCAGGAAGAGCUCCAGAAGAGCCUCAAUCAGCACAGUGGCUCCUACGAGAUGAUUGUGGCUGAGGGGGAGUCUUUGCUUCUCUCUGUCCAGCCUGGGGAAGAAAAGACUUCCUUGCAAAACCAACUGGUUGGCCUCAAAACGCACUGGGAUGAGCUCAGCAAACAGGUUGCCGAUAGACACUCCAGCCUCAAAGACUGUUUGCAAAAGGCUCAGAAGUACCAGCGGCACACAGAAGACCUCCUCCCCUGGGUGGAGGACUGCAAAGCCAAGAUGGCAGAGCUGGAAGUAACGCUGGACCCCGUGCAGCUGGAGGCAACCCUGCUGAGAUCCAAGGCACUGCUCGGCGAUGUGGAGAAACGGCGCUCGCUGCUGGAGAUGCUUAACAGUGCUGCUGAUAUCUUGAUAGAUGCCUCUCAGACCGAUGAGGAUGACAUCCGGGAUGAGAAAGCAGGGAUCAACCAGAAGAUGGAUGUCAUCACGGAAGAGCUGCAAGCCAAGACCGGGUCCAUUGAGGAAAUGUCACAGAGGCUGAAGGAGUUCCAAGAAAGUUUCAAGAACAUUGAGAAGAAGUUGGAAGGGGCCAAGCACCAGAUGGAGAUCUACGAUGCUCUGGGCCCACAAGCUUGCAGCAACAAGAAUUUGGAGAAGCUCAGGGCGCAGCAGGAAGUGCUCCAGGCCCUGGAGCCACAAGUGGACUAUCUGCGGAACUUCACUCAGGGCCUGGUGGAAGAUGCACCAGAUGGAUCCGACUGCUCCCAGCUCUUACUCCAAGCCGAAGCGGCCCAGCAGGACUUCAAAACCGUGAAGCAGAAAGUCAGUGAAUGCUGUACGCUCAUGGAGAACAAGCUUGAGGGAAUAGGCCAGUUUAACAACCACGUCCGGGAGAUGUUCUCUCAGCUGGCAGAUCUCGACGAUGAGCUCGACGGCAUGGGUGCCAUCGGGAGAGAUAUUGAUAGCCUCCAGUCUCAAGCCGAGGAUGUUCGCGCUUUCCUGGGCAAACUCCAGGGGCUGAAGUCGGACAUCGAAGCCUCUGAAGGGGAAUGCAAGAAAAUGCUAGAGGAAGAAGGGAGCCCCGAUUUAUUGGGACUGAAACGAGAACUGGAGACUCUGAACAAACAGUGCAGCAAGCUGACAGAAAGAGGCAAGAAUCGACGAGAGCAGGUUGAGACGACGCUGGCUCGCGUCGAGGACUUUUAUAACCGGUUGAGAGAGCUGAAUCACAUGACGGCGGCAGCGGAGGAGAACGAGGCACUGCAGUGGGUCGUGGGAACAGAGGUGGAAACCAUCAACCAGCAGUUGGGUGACUUCAAGCUGUUUCAGAAGGAGCAAGUGGACCCCCUUCAGCUAAAAUUGCAGCAAGUGAAUGGAGUUGGUCAGGGCCUCAUCCAGAGUGCAGGGAAAAACUGUGAUGUGCAAGGGUUGGAACAUGACAUGGAGGAGAUCAACACCCGCUGGAACACUCUCAACAAAAAGGUGGCACAGAGAAUUGCACAGCUGCAAGAGGCCCUGCUGCAUUGUGGGAAAUUCCAAGAUGCCUUGGAGCCAUUGCUGAGCUGGCUGGCAGACACCGAGGACCUCAUCUCCAAUCAGAAACCUCCAUCUGCAGAGUACAAAGUGGUGAAAGCCCAGAUCCAGGAGCAAAAGCUGCUCCAGCGGCUGCUCGAUGAUCGCAAGGCCACUGUGGAGAUGAUUCAGGCAGAGGGUGGGAGGAUAGCACAGUCAGCCGAGCCUGCAGACAGGGAGAAGAUUGUUUGCCAGCUGGAGAGUCUUGCAAAUCGAUGGGCAGGAUUGCUCAGCAAGGCAGCAGCCAGGCAAAAACAACUGGAAGAUAUCUUGGUUCUGGCUAAGCAAUUCCAUGAAACCACGGAGCCAAUUUCAGACUGGCUGUCUGUGACCGAGAAGAAACUGGCCAACUCUGAGCCCACUGGAACUCAGACGGCCAAAAUCCAGCAGCAGAUCACUCGGCACAAGGCGCUAGAGGAAGAAAUAGAGAGUCGUGCCCCUGAGGUGAAGCAGGCAGUCAGCGUUGGGCAGUCCCUCUCGUCCCUGAGUUGCCUAGCUGAACGCAGCAUGCUGGCGGAGAAGCUAGACACGCUUUGGGCCCGGUACAGUGAGAUUGAGGAUCGGUGCUGCCGGAAGGCAGCCUUGCUCAAUCAGGCCCUGUGUAACGCUAGGCUCUUUGGGGAGGAUGAGGUGGAAGUGCUCAACUGGCUUGCCGAGGUAGAGGACAAGCUCAGCUUGGUCUUCGUAAAGGAUUACAAACAGGAGGUCCUGCAGAAGCAGCAUGCUGACCAGCUGGCUCUGAACGAAGAGAUUAUGAACAGAAAGAAGAAUGUGGACCAAGCCAUUAAAAACGGGCAAGCGCUUCUGAAACAAACAACAGGGGAAGAGGUGCUGCUAAUACAGGAGAAGCUGGAUGGCAUCAAGACUCGUUACUCAGAUAUCACAGCCACUAGCUCUAAGGCGCUUCGGACGUUGGAGCAGGCACGGCAACUGGCAACCAAAUUCCAGUCUACACACGAAGAGCUGACAAGCUGGAUGAGCGAGGUGGAGGAGGAGCUGUUGUCCAGUGGAGGACAGUCGCCUGCUGGAGAGCAGAUCCCCCAGUUCCAGCAGAGGCAAAAGGAGCUCAAGAAGGAGGUCAUGGAGCGCAGGCUGGUGCUCGACACCGUGAACGAAGUGAGCCGUGCCUUGCUGGAGCUGGUGCCCUGGCGAGCCCGUGAAGGGCUGGAUAAACUCGUGUCUGACACCAACGAGCGGUACAAGCUGGUCAGCGACACCAUCAAGCAGCGAGUGGAAGAAAUAGAUGCUGCUAUACAAAGGUCUCAGCAGUAUGAGCAAGCUGCUGAUGCAGAAUUAGCCUGGGUGACUGAGACCAAACGGAAAUUGAUGGCCCUUGGUCCAAUUCGUCUGGAGCAAGACCAAACCACAGCACAGCUGCAGGUCCAAAAGGCUUUUUCCAUAGACAUCAUUCGGCACAAAGAUUCAAUGGAUGAGCUGUUCAGCCAGCGAAAUGAGAUUUUUGGAACAUGCGGGGAGGAACAGAAAGCCAUUCUACAGGAGAAAACAGAGUCUCUGGUGAAGCAGUAUGAAGCUGUUAGCCAGCUCAACUCGGAGCGCUAUGCCCGCUUAGAGCGGGCACAGGUCCUGGUCAACCAAUUCUGGGAGACGUAUGAAGAGCUGAAUCCGUGGAUUGAAGAGACGCAGGUGUUGAUUGCCCAGUUGCCCCCUCCAGCUAUUGAUCACGAGCAGCUUAAGCAGCAGCAGGAGGAUAUGAGGCAACUGAGGGAGUCUAUUGCCGAACAUAAGCCUCAUAUUGACAAGCUGCUGAAAAUUGGACCGCAGCUCAAGGAGCUCAACCCUGAGGAAGGUGAGAUGGUGCAGGAGAAGUACACAACAGCAGAGGCCAUGUACGCCAGAAUCAAGGAGGAGGUGUGCCAGCGGGCUCUGGCAUUAGAUGAAGCUGUGUCCCAGUCCACUCAGAUUACGGAGUUCCAUGAUAAGAUCGAGCCAAUGCUGGAGACGCUGGAGAACCUCUCCUCUCGGCUGCGUGUGCCGCCGUUAAUCCCUGCAGAAGUCGAUAAAAUCCGGGAGUGCAUCAGCGACAACAAAAAUGCCACAAUGGAGCUGGAGAAGCUGCAGCCAUCCUUUGAGGCACUGAAACGCCGUGGGGAGGAGCUGAUUGCACGGUCGCAGGGAGCAGACAAGGACCUUGCAGCAAAAGUAAUCCAAGAUAAAUUGGAUCAGAUGGUGUUUUUCUGGGAAGACAUCAAAGCUCGAGCAGAGGAACGUGAAAUAAAGUUCCUUGAUGUCUUGGAACUCGCAGAGAAGUUUUGGUAUGACAUGGCAGCCCUCCUGACAACCAUCAAAGACACACAGGACAUUGUGCAUGACCUGGAGAGCCCAGGCAUUGAUCCAUCCAUCAUCAAGCAGCAGGUGGAGGCAGCAGAGACAAUCAAAGAGGAAACGGAUGGCUUGCAUGAAGAGCUGGAGUUUAUUCGGAUCCUUGGAGCUGAUCUAAUUUUUGCCUGUGGCGAAACUGAGAAGCCGGAAGUGAAGAAAAGCAUUGAUGAGAUGAACAAUGCAUGGGAAAACCUAAACAAGACCUGGAAGGAGAGGCUGGAGAAGCUGGAGGAGGCCAUGCAGUCUGCUGUGCAAUACCAGGAUAAUCUGCAGGCAAUGUUUGACUGGCUGGAUAAUGCCGUGAUUAAGCUGUGCAACAUGCCUCCUGUUGGCACUGACCUCAACACCGUGAAGGAGCAGAUGAAUGAGAUGAAGGAGUUUAAAUUGGAGGUUUACCAGCAACAGAUUGAGAUGGAGAAGCUUAAUCACCAGGGCGAGCUGAUGCUAAAAAAAGCGACAGAUGAGACAGACCGAGACAUCAUAAAGGAGCCUCUGACAGAGCUGAAACAUCUCUGGGAGAACUUGGGUGAAAAGAUUGCCCACAGACAGCACAAGUUAGAGGCAGCUUUACUAGCGCUUGGUCAGUUCCAACAUGCCUUAGCAGAGCUGAUGGCCUGGCUGACCCACACCGAAGAGCUGUUAGAUGCACAGAGACCGAUCAGUGGUGACCCAAAAGUCAUUGAAGUGGAGCUUGCAAAACACCAUGUGCUGAAGAAUGAUGUGCUGGCCCACCAGGCAACGGUAGAGACAGUGAACAAAGCUGGCAAUGAGCUGCUGGAAUCCAGUGCAGGGGAUGAUGCGAGCGCCCUGAGGAACCGCCUGGAGAAACUGAACUCGUGCUGGGAGUCGGUGCUGCAGAAAACAGAGGAGAGGGAGCAGCAGCUGCAGUCGACGCUCCAGCAGGCCCAGGGUUUCCAUGGUGAGAUUGAAGACUUCCUCCUGUGGCUAACAAGAAUGGAAAGCCAGCUGUCUGCAUCAAAGCCCACAGGAGGCCUGCCUGAAACUGCCCGUGAACAACUCAGUGCCCACAUGGAGCUGUAUGCCCAACUGAAAGCCAAGGAAGAGGUGUACACUCAGCUGUUGGCCAAGGGGCGACUGAUCUUGCUGAAUCGUGAUGACUCUGGCUCUGGCUCCAAGACAGAGCAAAGCAUAGCGCUGCUGGAACAGAAGUGGUGCUUGGUCAGCACUAAGAUGGAGGAGAGGAAGUCAAAGCUGGAAGAAGCACUCAACAUGGCAACAGAGUUCCAGAAUUCCCUUCAGGACUUCAUCAACUGGCUCACCCUGGCAGAGCAGAGUUUAAACAUCGCCCCUUCACCCAGCCUUAUCCUCAACACGGUGCUGUCCCAGAUAGAUGAACACAAGGUUUUUGCCAAUGAAGUGAAUGCUCAUCGGGACCAGAUCAUCGAGCUAGAUCAAACAGGGAACCAGCUGAAAUUCCUCAGUCAGAAGCAAGAUGUGGUUUUGAUAAAGAACCUACUGGUCAGCGUCCAGUCUCGCUGGGAGAAGGUCGUCCAGCGUUCUGUAGAGAGGGGCCGAGCACUGGACGAUGCUAGAAAACGGGCCAAACAGUUCCAUGAAGCAUGGAAAAAGCUUAUUGAUUGGCUGGAAGAUGCUGAGAAUCGCCUGGAUUCUGAGCUGGAGAUUUCCAAUGAUCCAGACAAAAUCAAGUUGCAGCUCUCCAAGCACAAGGAAUUCCAGAAGACACUCGGUGGAAAGCAGCCUGUUUAUGACACCACGAUCCGGACUGGGAGAGCCCUCAAAGAAAAGGCCCUGUUGCCAGAUGACACUCAAAAACUGGACAACUUGCUGGGAGAGGUUCGCGACAAGUGGGAUACUGUGUGUGGCAAGUCUGUGGAAAGGCAGCACAAGCUGGAAGAAGCUCUGCUCUUCUCUGGCCAGUUCAUGGAUGCACUGCAGGCCUUGGUCGACUGGCUUUAUAAAGUGGAGCCACAAUUGGCUGAGGAUCAGCCCGUCCAUGGCGAUCUGGAUCUGGUCAUGAAUUUGAUGGAUGCCCAUAAGGUUUUCCAGAAGGAAUUGGGGAAGCGCACAGGCACCGUCCAGGUGCUCAAGCGCUCGGGGCGGGAGCUCAUUGAGAACAGCCGGGAUGACACCACUUGGGUGAAGGUGCAGCUGCAGGAGCUGAGCAAUCGCUGGGACACAGUGUGCAAGCUGUCUGUGUUGAAACAAACCCGGCUGGAGCAGGCCUUGAAGCAGGCUGAGGAAUUUCGGGCCGCAGUGCACAUGCUGCUGGAAUGGCUUUCUGAGGCCGAACAGACCCUCCGCUUCAGGGGGGCGCUGCCUGACGACACCGAGGCACUGCAGUCGCUCAUUGACAUACAUAAGGAGUUCAUGAAGAAAGUGGAGGAGAAACGAACAGAUGUGAAUGCGGCUGUGGGCAUGGGGGAAGUCAUUCUGGCUGCCUGCCACCCGGACUGCAUCACCACGAUUAAACACUGGAUCACAAUCAUCCGAGCCCGGUUCGAGGAGGUCCUCACGUGGGCGAAGCAGCACCAGCAGAGGCUUGAGUCUGCACUGUCAGAGCUGGUAGCCAACGCUGAACUCCUGGAGGAGCUCCUGGCCUGGAUUCAGUGGGCCGAGACCACGCUGAUUCAGCGGGACCAGGAAUCCGUGCCGCAGAAUAUCGAGCAGGUCAAAGCCCUUAUCUCUGAGCACCAGUUGUUUAUGGAGGAGAUGACGCGAAAACAGCCUGAUGUGGACCGGGUCACCAAGACCUAUAAGAGGAAAGCCACUGAGCCAACCCAUGGACCUUUCAUUGAGAAAUCCCGUAGCAACAGGAAGUCCUUGAGCCAGACAGCGCCUCCCACCAUGCCCAUCAUCUCCCAGUCAGAAACGAAGAACCCACGGAUUAACCAGCUGUCCGCGCGCUGGCAGCAGGUGUGGCUGCUGGCCCUGGAGCGGCAGCGCAGACUCAAUGAUGCUCUCGAUAGACUGGAGGAGGUCGCGACCAGUACAUUCCUAAAAGUGCCCACGAGAAAACCCUCUGCUAAAAUAUUGAAGGAGUUUGCUAACUUUGACUUCGAUGUCUGGAGAAAGAAAUACAUGCGCUGGAUGAACCACAAGAAAUCUCGGGUGAUGGACUUCUUCCGACGCAUUGACAAAGACCAGGAUGGAAAGAUCACUCGGCAGGAAUUCAUUGAUGGAAUCCUUGCUUCCAAAUUUCCCACCACGAAGCUGGAGAUGACGGCAGUGGCUGACAUCUUUGACCGCGAUGGGGAUGGCUAUAUUGAUUACUACGAGUUUGUGGCUGCUCUCCAUCCUAACAAAGAUGCUUACCGACCCACCACAGACGCAGACAAAAUUGAAGAUGAGGUCACAAGGCAGGUGGCUCAGUGCAAGUGUGCAAAGAGGUUUCAGGUGGAGCAGAUUGGAGAGAACAAGUAUCGGUUCUUCCUCGGCAAUCAGUUUGGUGAUUCCCAGCAGCUGCGGCUAGUUCGUAUCCUGCGCAGUACUGUCAUGGUUCGAGUCGGUGGCGGAUGGAUGGCCUUGGAUGAGUUUUUAGUGAAAAAUGACCCUUGCAGAGCACGAGGAAGGACCAACCUGGAGCUUCGAGAGAAGUUCAUUUUGCCAGAGGGAGCUUCUCAAGGGAUGACGCCUUUCCGGUCCCGGGGACGGAGAUCCAAGCCAUCUUCCCGGGCAGCCUCUCCCACACGAUCCAGCUCCAGCGCCAGCCAGAGCAACCACAGCUGCACUUCUAUGCCGUCCUCUCCAGCAACACCUGCUAGCGGAGCUAAGACUCCACAUCACUUCUCUCGCUGUUAUGACAAACCCUGGUUGGCAAACAGUAAGGCUGGCAACCCUGCCAGGGGCUACGAUAAUGCCGACCUCAACCUCUCGAGCGCUGAGGUGACCCCCGCGACAGGUAGCAAGUUGAAACGACCCACUUUCCAUUCUAGCCGUACUUCCCUUGCCGGCGACACCAGUAACAGUUCAUCUCCAGUUUCUACAGGUGCCAAAACCAGCCGGGCUGAUCCCAAGAAAACAGCCAGUCGUCCCACGAGCCGCGCUGGAAGCCGGACAGGCAGCCGGGCUAGCAGUCGGCGGGGAAGCGAUGCCUCCGACUUUGACCUGCUGGAAACUCAGUCAGCCUGCUCGGACACUUCAGAAAGCAGCGCGGCGGGGGGCCAAGGCAGCUCCCGACGAGGGCUGGCGAAACCUUCCAAAAUCCCAACCAUGUCCAAGAAAACUACCACUGCCACCCCCAAAACUCCAGGCCCCAAGAGAUAAUACUGUACCGACACCCCCUGCGAAAGAAAUACAACCUGUGUCCAGUUUUUAACCCUGCUGCGUACAGUGGAUGUAUAUUUAUUCUAAACGGGAGAAAUUAUAUUGUUAAAAGUGUAAAAGAAUAAUUGUGUUAUGAAGCUGCCUUAUUUGGGGGGUUUUUUGGUUUUUUUUUUUUGUAAGUUACUAUUUUCAUGUGAAUAUUUAUGUAGAUAAAAUUUGCUGCCUGGUUCCUCCUGUUCACAGAGGGUCCAGACAACUGAAAUUUGGGGGGGGGGAAGCAAGCAAAAAAAAACAAGAAAGAAAAGAAAAGGUCAAGAUGUGAAAGUGUAGAAAAAAGAAGAAAAAAAGAAAAAAAAUUAUAAAUAGGAUUUCUGCGUGGUGCAGGGCCUGACCCUGCUGUAUCUUUUAGGAUUCUUUCCUAAAGGCGUCUUUGUAAACUUGACUUGCUGUCUCAGCAAGAUAAAUUAUAUUUAAGAAAAAACAAAAAAGACCUGAAUCGUACAGUGUUCAAGGAACUCUUUUUUUUUGUUGUUGUAAAUCAUGGAUACCUCAAAUUGAGAAACAUGAGGUUGAAGGGGGUGGGGAUGGAGCUUCUGUUUCCAUUAUUUUUUAAAAGUUCUGUGAUUUUACCUGAAGAAAGUGGAGUUUGAAUGAAUAACGUUUGCACACACCACAGCAAAAAAAAA